This is a messenger RNA of Trifolium pratense (red clover), 1101 nucleotides long. RefSeq lists its product as uncharacterized. Lineage: Eukaryota; Viridiplantae; Streptophyta; Magnoliopsida; Fabales; Fabaceae. The coding region runs from base 1 to 966 and encodes 321 amino acids. The record is from RefSeq and is a predicted model, not a curated record. The transcript is spliced from 4 exons.
AUGUCCAAUCUUCCAGAUAUUGCUCAGGCGUUCGCUACCUAUGUGUCUGGUGUAUGCGAUGGUGGCGGUGAGAGUAGCAGGGGUGCUUCGCAACACUCGGAUCGUGGUGCUUUUGAAGUUAUGACACACCGGUAUGAUAAGCUUCAUGCCGAUGUGAGAUCUAAUGCUAUGAUGACCAAAACAUGCUAUAUGGAGUAUGAUCCAAUGAAUAGUCGAGGAGUACUACCAAGGAUUUAUGCCCGCUGUAUUGGACCUGUGAUUGGCAACACUGUGAUUUUGCAGGACACUAACCUCAACCAAAUUCAGGUUGUUGUUGAAAGGGAUAAGUUGGGAAUCUAUUUCACUCAUGGCUGGUCUCGCUUGCGAGAUUUCUACAAAAUCAGUGCUGGUGCUUGGGUUGUCCUUACAUUCGUUAAUCCUUUCCUUUUCCAUAUCAAACUUAUAAAUAUCACUGGAGUCCCCAUCACUUGCCCUCUCACUAAUCCUCCCUAUAAGCUCAUGUUAGAAGAAGGUUUUCAGACAGGUACUUGGGAUGCACCUACACCCUUCUUCGUAAUGCCAAAGGUCUACUCACAUAGGCUUGAAAAAACAUUGACUGUUGCUGAUGUCACAAGUGGGAAUCUGACUCUUUUAUGGGGUGGCUUUUGCAAAGAUGCACUUCCUGAUGAGCAGUCUCAGCUGACAUUGAUUGAUUGGAUUGGGAACACUUGGAAAGAGUGCCAUCUUCGGUUUGAUGACGGUACAAAGACCACUUGCAAAAUAUCUGGACAGUGGAGUGACAUAUGUAAGAUCCAUCAUCUUGCUGACGGUGUGGUCGUCAAAUUCGGUGUCACCGAGGCUUCCAACAACAAGGUCAUAUACUUUAAGCUCUCUCCUUUCAUUGGCGUGCGAACAACCCUACAUGCUCCUUCCAAAUCCGGCGACAGAAAGUUCAUCCAUCAAACUCAGCAUUAUUUUAUGCUUUAGAGUCCCCAUUGACUAACUUUGGACCAUAUUUGCUUUGCUUUUUUUUGGCUUUUGUGGUGUAAUAACAUUAUAACUGUCUUGCUCUACAUCGUUAUAACUUUUGCGAUGUAUUAUUUUGUACUCACCUUGAAUAUC